UCUGCGCCCCUUCCUUUCCUGAUACAAACAAGUCUCACAUGGUUUAGCUUUGCGAUCUUUCUGAUUUUACGUUGGUAGUUAACUCAACUAUUAUCAAAUAAAAAAACAUAAUAUGGGGAAGAAAAAGUCCACUGGGAGCGGUGCUGGAUUGGGAAGAGCUUUGAUAAAAGAGAGAAUUUUGGCAGGUCGUGGAGGCAGACAGGGAGAUUCUUGGCUUCACACAAGUGAAUUGAAUGACGGCUACGACUGGGGACGUCUGAACCUGCAAUCUGUCACAGAGCAAAGUUCCCUGGACGACUUUCUGGCAACUGCAGAGCUCGCAGGGACAGAAUUUAUUGCAGAAAAGCUCAAUAUCAAGUUUGUAUCUGCGGAAGCCAGGGCAGGUAUUCUUACAUCAGAAGAGAAAGAAAGGCUUAAGAUUCUCCACGAGGAGAAGAAGCAUUUUCUGAGAAUACCUCGCAGACCUCACUGGGAUGAAUACACCACCCCAGAAGCUCUUCAGCAGGCUGAGAGAGACAGCUUCUUAGAAUGGAGACGGGACCUAGCACAGCUAGAAGAGGACCAGAAACUGAUUCUUACCCCUUAUGAAAGAAAUCUGGACUUUUGGAGACAGUUGUGGAGAGUCAUCGAAAGAAGUGACGUUGUGGUCCAAAUCAUUGAUGCCAGAAACCCCUUGCUGUUUCGAUGUCCAGAUUUAGAAAACUAUGUGAAAGAGGUGUCAGAAAACAAGGUCAACAUGCUUCUGCUGAACAAGGCAGACCUGCUGACAUCUGAGCAGCGCAAGGCCUGGGCCAAGUACUUUCAGGACGAAGGUGUUAGAGCAGUAUUCUGGUCCGCCGUCGAGGAGAAUGCUCGGCUGGAGAAGGAGGAGAAGGGUGAGAAGGUGGAAGAUGAAGGGAAUGACAGCAAGGAAGAGAAACCUCUGAACAACAAGGUGGAGAAGGAUGAGGGCGAGGAGAAGGGAAGUGAAGAGGAGAGUGUCGUAGACGAAAUGGAGGAGUUGGAGUGCUCUGGGGAUGACGAGGACUGGCAAACGUGCACGGAGGGAUCAGAGAGUGGGGAUGAGAAGGAGCGGGAAGAUCCAGAACCCAAACAGGCCCACUUUCACAACACAAGUUAUCUUCUGCAUAGAGACGAGCUGCUGGACGUGUUCAAGGCUGCACACACUGGGCCCCGGCUGAAGGAGGACCAGAUCACAGUGGGGCUGGUGGGGUAUCCUAACGUGGGGAAGAGUUCUACGAUCAACACUAUUUUCAGAAAUAAGGUGGUUUCAGUUUCAGCCACUCCUGGGCACACCAAGCACUUUCAGACACUGUUUGUGGAUCCAGGCCUGUGCCUCUGUGACUGUCCUGGGCUGGUCAUGCCCUCGUUUGUGUCCACUAAAGCUGACAUGAUCUGCUCCGGGAUCCUACCAAUCGACCAGAUGCGAGACCAUGUUCCAGCAAUAUCUUUGGUGUGCCAGACUAUUCCCCGUCACGUACUGGAAGCCACCUAUGGCAUCAACAUCAUCCGCCCGCGGGAGGACGAGGACCCCGAGCGGCCUCCCACGACCGAGGAGCUCCUGACAGCCUACGGAUAUAUGAGGGGCUUCAUGACCGCACACGGACAGCCUGACCAGUCCCGCUCGGCUCGGUACAUCCUGAAGGACUACGUCGGCGGGAAGCUACUCUACUGUCACCCACCUGCCCACAUCAGACCUGAGGAUUUCCAGCCUCAGCACAGCACGUUCAAGAAGCCAGAAGUGGGGGAGACGCGAGGCAUCUCUGCGGAGACGGGCAGGCAGCAGAAAAUCAAGAGGAUCGAAAAUGUGGUGGACAAGAACUUCUUCCAUCAGGACAAUGUGAGGGCCCUGACCAGGGGCGUCCAGUCGGUGAUGGGCUACAAACCCGGAAGUGGCCUGACUAACCAGGCCCAGCCAGGCUCAGAGCAGGCUGCUGGGAAGCCCUGGAAGAAGCAUGGCAACAGGAACAAGAAGGAGAAAGUGCGCAGACUCACUAAGCACCUGGACAUGUAGCGGGCUGUUCUCACUGUAUAUCCACCAACAGCAGUACAAACUGCAUUGUAAUUCCUUACUGAAUGUUAUAAUUUAUGCAUUCAAAAUAUGUAUUUAAACUAUACUGGGUUACCUUUUGUGCUGCGUCAUUUAGUAGAAAUGGAUCUUUUUGUAAAUUGUCUUUCCAAUACCUUUGGUAAUGAACAUUCAUUACAUUGCAAAUGGAGAUAAAUUAAAUUAUGAGAAAUGUUCAUAAUUUAACAAAUGUAUAUUGAUGCAAAUUGGAAUUGUUAAAGGGGAUUAUUUAAAAAGAAAUGUUUUUAACUGGUAGGGUGGCUGAGAUUUAAUAAAGAAAUUCCCCUUAUGUGUA
This is a messenger RNA of Brienomyrus brachyistius, 2363 nucleotides long. RefSeq names its product large 60S subunit nuclear export GTPase 1 (gene lsg1). The coding region runs from base 113 to 2014 and encodes 633 amino acids. Gene Ontology annotation, biological process: ribosomal subunit export from nucleus. Gene Ontology annotation, cellular component: cytosol. The record is from RefSeq and is a predicted model, not a curated record. The transcript is spliced from 14 exons. NCBI's taxonomy places the organism in Eukaryota, Metazoa, Chordata, Actinopteri, Osteoglossiformes, Mormyridae. Gene Ontology annotation, molecular function: GTP binding; GTPase activity.